UUGAGUGAACAAUUCUUUUGGAUGUUGGCGACCAUGGCCUCGCCUCCGAGGUCGUUACGCAGAGGGAGUGACAUUUCAUCUGCUGGGAUGUAGCUGGAGAUAAGAUAAGAGCUGCACGGCCCCCAGAGCACGGCAAUUGGGGCGAACCUCCAAAUUUUGGCAUGCGCGCGCAUCCUCCAGUGACGUCUCCGCCAACCUUCUUUCUCUCUGACAACACACGAAAACCCAGCCACUUCUUUCGACAGUACCUCUACACACAUACACACACCCCCGACACGCACGCACGCACGAAACGAUGUCAGAAUACUGGAAAUCGACGCCAAAAUACUGGUGCAAACACUGCAGCAUCUUUGUCCGCGACACGAAGCUCGAACGCCAGAACCACGAAGCGACAGGCAAGCACCAAGGCGCACUCAAGCGGUUCCUGCGCGACCUCCACCGCGGCCAUGAACAAGAAGAGCGCGAAAAGGACCGAGCGAAGCGCGAGGUGGAGAGGUUGAAGGGUAUAUCAUCGGGCACGGGGUCAUCGCAUUCAUCAUCAUCAUCAUUCUCGAAACUCGGUUCGAGCAGCAGCGGCGGCGGAGGGCCCCCGUCAGCAGAGUCGCAGCGCAAACAGCAGAUGGAACAGCUCGCUGAGAUGGGGGUGUCGAUACCGACGGAGUUUCGGGGCGAUAUGGCGAUGGCGGGGGAGUGGACUGUUACUGCGACAAAGGUUGUUGACGAGGAGGCGGAGAGGGAGAAGCCUGUUGAGGCCAAGGCUGUUGGAGUGCGGAAGAGGGAGCAGACAGAGGAGGAGAGGGAGGAGGAGGAGGCUGUGAGGGGGUUGUUUAAGAAGCCUAGGAAGUGGGGGAGUACUAGGGCAAUGCCGGCUGAUGAUGAGGAUCUUGAUGCGUUGCUGAGUGGGAAUACGCUGAUGAGGUCUGUGAAGAAGGAGGAGGAGGAUGAGAAUGCUGAGGUGGGUGUUAAGAAGGAGGAGGAGGGCCAUGGCGGGGAUGAGGUGAAGCGGGAGGGUGAAGGAGAGGAUGCGACGGGGGUGACGUCUGAUGCGCCGGCUGUUAAGAGAGAGCCGGUGGAGGACGAGGUUGGGAAGGGUCUUGAUGUGCCGGCGUUGGGAGAGGACGGGGUCAAGAAGGAGGACGAGGCUGCCGAGGCCACGGAGGCCGCGGUGCCGGCGGUGGUGUUUAAGAAGCGCAAGCCCAAGAACAUGCGACAAAAGUGAUUUUUUUUUUCUUCUUCUUUGGUGGGGAAUGGAUAAUACAGCAUGUCUGGAGUGCAUAGCGAAGGCGUUGAUGAUUUCUUAGACUACCUUGGACACGGUGAUGGCCUGAUGGAGGUCACUUGAAAAGAUGUACAGAUCAACGGCCGUCAGGGAUAAUAUGAGGAGUACUGAGAUUAUGCUCAAUUGCACAGUUGCAUUGCAUCUUCGAGGGACGAAUCCUGCUGGAGCGGCAAUACCUUGCGGUACAGCAUCCCAUGUCCCGACGGUACUUGGUACGCAUCGUCCCAUCACCAAACGUACCAAUGACAGCGCCUGAAUCUUCCCCCAGGACGGGAGUUAGCGGGGUAACACGUG
Molecule: messenger RNA, 1573 nt
Organism: Colletotrichum godetiae
Lineage: Eukaryota; Fungi; Ascomycota; Sordariomycetes; Glomerellales; Glomerellaceae
Exons: 1
Coding region: 296-1219 (307 amino acids)
Biological process (GO): mRNA splicing, via spliceosome
Cellular component (GO): precatalytic spliceosome
Molecular function (GO): zinc ion binding; RNA binding
Source: RefSeq, a predicted model, not a curated record